This is a messenger RNA of Chelmon rostratus (copperband butterflyfish), 5037 nucleotides long. RefSeq lists its product as uncharacterized. NCBI's taxonomy places the organism in Eukaryota, Metazoa, Chordata, Actinopteri, Chaetodontiformes, Chaetodontidae. The coding region runs from base 1230 to 4670 and encodes 1146 amino acids. Gene Ontology annotation, molecular function: cytokine activity; CD4 receptor binding. The transcript has 7 exons. Gene Ontology annotation, biological process: leukocyte chemotaxis; induction of positive chemotaxis. The record is from RefSeq and is a predicted model, not a curated record.
UCUGCAGAAUCCAGUUUUCCCACAAACAAUGCUUCUUCUUCUGUGUGCAUAAAACCAAUCAGCAAUCUCAGAUACUUUUCUUCUUCAGUCAACAUUACAGUCCCACAGUUUCUCAAACAGUCUGUGUCUAGUGGAGCUUUGUUUUGCUGAGCAUAUGUCAUACAAGAGGUGUACUUUUAACAAUAUUUAUCCCAGCUGGUAUUUAUAAGUCUAUGUGAGCUCUUUGUGCUCUCUGGUCCCAAUUAAAGGUGCACUGUUAUUAUGUAUUUUGAUACCUGCUCAGCCCGGAUGAUUAGACUCAGGUUUGCCUGAGGUGGGGUGAUACUAUAAGCCUUGUGUCUGGAAAUGUCAUUCUUGUUUUCCGUUUCACACAAUUAUCUGAACUGUAUCGCUUCUCCCUUGAGCUAUGAAAUGCUGAUGUGAGAUGGAGUUUGAAUAUUCUGCAGGGCGUGUAUGUGUGCGUGUGUGUGUGUCUGUGUGUGUGUGUGUGUGUGUGCGCACUCCCUGUGAAGCCAUUUAGUGGGUGACACAUUGAACCGUAGUCAGGAAUGCUACCCUGUGAGAAGGGGAAAAGAGAGAGAAAACAACAAUGGGAGGGGGAGGAGAGAGAAAGAGAGACAGACACAGAGAGAGGGAAGGAGAGAGAGAGAGAGAGAGAGAGAGGACGAGAGGACAAACCAGUGUGGCAGGUUUGCGUCACUGUACACAGUCCAUCAUGCAAAGCUGAUGGAAAGAGAGGAAGACGGGGAGAGAGAGGAGUUAGGAGCUGAUGUCAUGACAGAGCGCUGUCUUCAUCAUGAACCUGUGUCAACACAGUGGUCGAGGACAAAUACAGAAGUCACGCUUAGAGAAGGCACUGGGAGCUGUUCGCUGAAGUCGUGCUUGGGAACUGAAGGCUGCGAGGGACAGAACAACAAGAAAUCAAAUAGAGGAGCCCGGAGGAGUCAUCUCUUCUAGACCACAAAACAGAUAAUCAGCAGGAGCAUCACUGAAUAUCCAACUUUUUAAUGCAGGAUUUGUUCCUGUGCAAGAAACUAAUGACGGGACUGUAAUUGUGCCACUGUUUCACUCAUACACACUCAAAACAGCAGCAUUUAGACAAACUGCUUCCAGAUUGCACUCUGAAAGACAGUUGCUUGGAAUCCCUUAAAUAUCAAGUUCACUCUUUGGCUCUCUUUUUGGGAUUUGGCACUUGACAGGCGGUCAUUAACUUUGUUUACUCUCAGACAAUGGACUUGUCCUUGCUCCCUACUCCAGCAUGCGAGGGCAGCAAGCAGAGGACAGGAGCAUGCUUCACUGUCCGCUCAGCUAACGCUCCCUCAUACAGUCUCAUUCGCAGGCCAGGUGUUAGGAAACCCAGAGGUUUUUUAGAGGAGGAGAGGGAGGGUGCUCAGGAAGUUGGAGGAAGAGAGACAUAUGUGAAGCACACUGGCACAAAUGGCACAAAGGAGGAGGAGGAUCACACAGUCAGGGGUUACCAAGCCAGGAUUGGGAGUCGCAGCAGUGUCAAAGGUCAGUGUGAGGAGAGGGAAACAUUAGGCCUUAAAAUUUCUACCAAGCCGUACCAGAAUGACACAGCAGACAAAACAGUCACAGAGUUUGGUGCUGACAGAAGUGGAAACCGUAACUCUGUAUCUGAAAGCCAUGGCAGGACAGAAUUGAGGAGCAACAUCCUGCCAAGUAGAAGCAACAGUGUCGAUUGGAGAACAGGGGAAAGAAGCCCAGAGUGGGGUAAAAGGGCUGACAUGUUCACGAUGUCAACCAAAAGAGGAGGGGACGUCAGUAAAUGGCCUGGAGGCUUGGAGGAAAGAGGGACAGGAGCUGAAGGCACGAGGGGCAGGGUGAUGUCUUCAGUACAGGCCUAUAACACUGCAGGUACAAGCAAUGAUGCUCAAGGGAGGAGCUCUGUGAGUCACAUUAAUCAGACGUUGGACAGGGCCAGCAGGGGUCAUUCCCUCCCCUCCAGGUUUAGGUCCCAAUCUGGACCUGGCUCUGGUGUCAGAGGGACAGCUCCUUUGUUUGAGCCCAACGGAGGUCAGAGUAUACUGGAGCGGAUAGAGAAACUCUUUGAGUCUGCUGGAAAGGACCUCUCAACCCCUGUAACCUCCCAUCACAAAGAAACAGCAACAAACUUCCUCAAUUUGGCACAGCGGAGGUCAGCUGGGGGAACUUACCCCAGGCGUUUUUCAUCAGAAGAGAGAAGCAGCUCUAGACCAGUGCAAAGCAGGGAAUCCUUCACCUGGACACAAAAAGACACUUCAGGUUCUGAGAGUUAUCUUUCUCCUGGGACAAGCAGGACCAGGGAGAGACUGUCAAGGGUGCAGUGGCAAGGACAGAGCCAGGGCAGGUGUUCAGAGGAAGGUGGAGUUCGCUGGAGUAAAGGGUUCGAGGAAAUUGGCACGAGGUCUCUGGAUAGAGCGAGGAGCAGGCACACUGUAGCAGCUCAGAUACGAUCUGCCAGAGCUGCAGGAGAGAUUACUGCACUUCCACAGCCAAUCACCUGCUUAGGAGAGGAGAGGUCGGUUUCUUUGAGAGAUUCACUUGGAGUGAGAGAGUGUAGAGCAAGCGGAAGUAAGGAUGAAGGCGGGGUGAACCAUGGAGAGGAGAAGAGUGAAAAUGAUGGAAUAAAUAGGACACCGAGAGAAAGAACUGGGUGGCUUGUACGGCCAGAAAAACAGAAAGAGACAGGCAACGGAGCAAAAGAAAAAACAGAAUGGAAGAGUAGCAGCACUGAUGAAGACGUCUUUGAGUCAAACUCACAGACAAUCAGAAUGAAAACAGUCGAGAGGAAGAAAUUCCCGGAAAUGAUGUCCGUCACCUCUGCAGCCAGUGUGAAGAAUAAGAUCAGUCAGUUUGAGGCUCUGACACAGAGAUCCCAGGGUCUGGCUACAGGACAAGUCCUGAUGUCCAGACGGGCAUUUUCUGUGCCAGCACAACUCAGCAGGGCUCAUGAUGGAGCGAGAAAUAACGGGUCAGCAAAAGCAAUGAGUGGAUUGAGAGACAAGUCGGGGGGGUUGAAAGAGGGAGAGGAGGCAGGUGAGAAAACAGAGGAGAAAGCGGCAGGAGCAGAAAGGAAAUUCGGGUCAGGAAGGUCUUUAUCAGUGGACGAGGUUGGAUUAAGAUCAGGGAGGAAAGAGAGAGAAAGCAGUGACUUGGUUGAGAAUGGAGGAAAAGAAACACAUAAUAGUUCUGCUGAGGGUUUUGAUAAAUACUCCAGACUCAAGAGGACACUGGAAAUCCCAGUAAAUGGAGGAGCUCAAAGACUCCGAAGACAGUUUUACAUAGAUGAGACAGAUUUCUCCAAAGUCUCAAGCCCAGAGGAGGCAAGCGACAGACCACCGUCCUCCCUAUUGCUCGGCUCCACCGACGCUGCCACCGGGGUGCAGGAAAUACCACCUUCGCCUGUUAGCGGUGAAGAUAAGACACCAACAAACACUCCAAACCACUCGCCCUUUCUUUCGCCUAACGCACAACCGGAAAGCACCACUCCCACUGCAGACGGUGGACACGAAAGCACUCCUGUCCCCACAGGAGUGGCCAAAGCUCCAGAAAGAGAUUCCCCACGUCUCCCUCGUCCCCUUGCCACUUCUACCCACAGCAACCUCCCCGAUCUCAUCUCUCCAGAUGUCAAUGCAGCCUGUCCAAAUAGGCAGAAACAGGUAUUGGACAUGGACGCUUGGGUAGCCGGCUUGAAGAUUAAGGUCUGGAAUGAUAAUGAAGAUGGUUAUGAGGAUGAUGACGAAAGCACACAGAAGGAUGAGGAUUCAAACUAUGAUUCAGACUCUGGAGAGUCCUCUGUGACCAUCACUAGUAACAUGAGCCAAUCAGAUCGCAGGAGCUUCUGCGUCAGACUUUCAGACCUGUGUAACUUUGCUGGAGUUGACUAUGAGUCAGAGAACGACAGCGAUGAGUGGCAGUCUACAGGCCGGCGGACCGCCUCGCUCAGCUCCGACAUGUCAGCCCUGUCCUCUGUGUCUGUGCUGCCCAGCGAGGAGCUCGACAGGCUGCUGGAGGACGUCAGGAGCCUGGGGGACAACAACCUGCAGGACUAUGACGACGUGCAGGUGGUGGUUCUCCAUAAAGAGGUGGGAGUGGGACUGGGCUUCAGUGUGGCAGGGGGCGUGGACCAGAGCAAGCCAGUCACUGUUCAUAAGGUGUUUCCCUUAGGAGUCGCAGCCCAGGAAGGCUCCAUCAGGGAGGGGGACCAGGUCUUGUCAAUCAAUGGCACAUCACUGUGUGGUUACGUCCACUGGGAGGCCCUGAGGGUCCUGAGAAGAGCAAAGACUCGGGAUUUGGGGGUGGUGGUCCUGAGGAGGGGAGGAAUUAGCAGUGGCUGUAAAGGACAGACAAAUGGUUCCGGAUCAACACAGACUCAAUUUACUGAGACAGGUCAGCGUCUGUGUGUGCGUCUGGAGAAGAACAGCAGGGAUCUGGGCUUCAGCCUGCAGGGAGGUGUAGGCUCCUGUCUGGAGAACAGACCGCUCACGGUGCAGAAGAUCUUCCAGGGGGGUCCUGCUGACAAGGUGUGCCCUGGUGAUGAGGUCCUGGAGAUUGGAGGUGUGAGUGUGGUGGCGAUGAGACGCCUGGAGGCCUGGACUCUUAUCAGAAGACUGCCCAGCGGGCCCGUGGACGUGGUCCUAUGGCGCCCUCUUAAACAUCUGGAAACAUGAGGAGGGGCUUUGCACGCAGCGAAGCUAAGUGACUGAUGACAGGCAUGGAACUAAAGUCUAAACGUCAUUAUAACAAAGUCCAAAGGAAUAUAUUCUUGGAAACAAGGUCAAAAGUGUGUAUUUUUCUUUACUUAUCUGCGGGACUGUAUCUACCUCAAGGCCUGGGAUAUUUCUGCACCAGCCAUGUUAAAGUGCACUGAUGGCUCAUACACUUACCGAGUGAAUCAACCUUUGUAACAGUUUGUUCGUCCAGCUAAAAGCUAGUAAUCUGGCACCUGUUAAAGAAAACACAUAUUGUAAGAUAUUGUGAAUAGAAGAUACAUGCAUUUAGAGUUUAUACUGCUUUUUUAAUAAAUCCUAACUGAAA